Gasterosteus aculeatus aculeatus (three-spined stickleback) is the source of this 7709-nucleotide messenger RNA. The record is from RefSeq and is a predicted model, not a curated record. NCBI's taxonomy places the organism in Eukaryota, Metazoa, Chordata, Actinopteri, Perciformes, Gasterosteidae.
UUUUCGUCCGCUCUUUUCCCCGCGUAGAAGUUGUGCUGCGCGACACGCAGCGCGCGCGAGCUAACCGGUUGCAGCUAGUCAACGCGAGCGCGCCGCGCGGCGCUUCCACGUCCCACGCGAGUUCUUCGACGCGCUUCAGUGAUCCGGAGCGGCUCGGACGCGGGGUUUUGGCUCCUCGGGGAGUCCGACCGGAGCUCCGCUUAGCCGCCGGUAGCAUUCGGCAUUCGCCAGGCUGCCAGAGGCCACACAUCUGCGCCCUCGCGACGCUCCCUUGUCUUCGUUCGAGCUCCCCUCGGACACAUCUGGAUUCGGCGGAGGGCGAUCACAGAUCCACGUAAGUCUCCCCGAGUCAUCUCCAUGGCGACGGCGGAGCCUCCGAGCAGCCUCCUUCCUCUGCUGGAGUCUCUGGAGGAUGUCACCACCGACCAGGCCGAGCAGACGGACGCCUACCUCACCAUCGCCAAUCGGCUCAGCGGAGAUGAAGGCCGACAGUUCCUUCCGGCCGUGGAGAGGCACUUUCCCCGUUUGGGUACAGCCAUCUUGGCUCACAUGAGCAGUCCGACCGCGGAGCUGAGCCAAGCGGCCCUGCAGGCUCUGGGGUUUUGCGUGUACCACGCUCGCGUUGUCUCCGGGGUCCCCGACACAUUUGCGGCAGAGAUCCUCUCGGCGCUUUGCUCCCUGGUGGUGAAGUCGGCGGAUAAGAACACCUGCACCAGGGCGUUGUGGGUCAUCUCCAAGCAGAGCUUCCCUGCAGAUGUGGUCGGCCAAAAGGCGGCGUCCAUACUGGGAACACUGGAGAGCGUGUGGAGCAGAGGGGACGUCCAGUCCGCGGUGAUGGAGCACGAGGCCUUAAACGUCGUCAUCAGAAUGCUGGAGCAAGUCCCGGUCCAGAUGGGCGAGGGAGCGCUGAGGUGGGCGAAGCUCGUCAUCCCGCUGGUGGUGCACUCCGCCUCCAAGGUGCGGCUGCGGGCGGCGGCGGCCCUGGAGACGGGCAUGCCCCUCCUCCUGGAGAAGCAGAUGGAGGUGGCCGGCAUCAUCGAGCCCAUGAUGUCCACGAAACUGAUCCCAGAGCUGCGAAAGCUGUUUCUGGCCAAGAAUGAAGCCAACGUGCUGAAGCUGUGGCCGUUAUUCGUCAAACUGCUCGGGAAGCUGCUGCACAGAGGAGGUCCUUUCAUCAACAGUCUGCUGCACCUGGAGGAGCUCGGCUUCCGCAGCUCCUCUCCCGCCAUCAAGAAGAUCGCCUUCAUCGCCUGGAAGAGCCUCAUCGACAACUUCGCCCUGGAUCCAGACAUCCUGUGCAGCACCAAACGCGUGAAGCUGCUGAUGCAGCCCCUCAUGUCCAUCAACGUGCGGACGGAGGUCCUGCUGCUCACCAAGGUGGAGGUCUGGUGGUACCUGGUGGUCCAACUCGGGCCCAACCUGGCCCCCAACUUUGAUCAGGUGUCGGUUCCACUGCUCCAGUGCACCAUCGGCUCCGACCCCCCUCUGGUCCCCGGCACCUCGUCCAGAGCCGCCGGUCAGAACGGCUCCGUCGCACCCGGCACGCCGAAGACCGGCUUCAACAGUUCAGCCAACACGUCUCGGAUGAGCCUCAACUCCAGCGUCCAGAUGGCCACCACCUUCCCCUCCAUCCAGCUGCUGGGCCUGGAGAUGUUGCUCCACUACUUCCUGGGACCGGAGGUCAUCGCCGCGGCAGCCAAGGAAAAGCUCAGCCUGAGCCUGGAACCCUUGAACCACCCGCUCUUCUCUGGUACCUCCUCCUUCACCAAGCACGCCGCCGGGCUCACCGCCAACAUCAGGGACGGGUUCACCAGCGUCGGCAGAGACGCUCCAGAAGCUCUUUUGGCCGUUUUGUGGAGCAGUCUUGUGCGGUUCGUCAACUUGGCGAUGGAAUCAGGCAGUAAGAAGGACCGCCACGGGGGCGACGUGCUGACGCUGAUGCUUCGGGCUCUGCAGAGCAUCGUCGUCUCAGACGCUCUGCCUGCAGACAAAGUGCUGAUCCUGUUUGAAGCCACAGUGAACGGGAUUCCGCAGCGAGUCCUCGGCUCCGCCUCCUACCAAGUGGGCAAGAUGGACGUGCUGAACGGGACGCCGGCUCUCUUUCUCAUCGUUCUCCUGUACGACAGCGGCUCGCUCUCCGCCUGCAUGGAGGACGAGAGGUUCUUCCAGUGCCUUCAGACCCUGGUGGGCUGCGGCCUGUCGGGCCCCACCUCCCCGCUGGCGUUUGGCGAGGCGGUGCUGGGCGCCAUCCGCCGCAGCGCCGCCUCCGUGCAGAAGAAGGAGCACCUGUGGAGGGCGUGGAGCGCCGUCGUCACCCCGCUCACCGACACCAUCACGCAGUCUAAUGAGGUGAACCAAGGCGACGCUCUGGAGCACAACUUCAGCGCCGUGAACUCCGCCCUGCUGUUCCCCAUCCAACACCUCCUACGCGGCACGCCGCUGCAGCAGGCGGCCCAGAAGUCGAUGCUGUCCUCGUGGGCCAAGCUGUACCGCGUGUUCGCCCGCUGCGCGGCGCUGGUGGUCACGGCCGAGGAGAACGUCUGCUGCGAGGAGCUGUGUGCCAAGAUGGCGGCCGCGGUGGACGGGGACGCUUUGGUGGUUCCUUCCACGCUGGAUGCCGUCACCAGUAUCCUGCACGUCAUGGUGGAGUGUGUGGACUUCUCGCCGUUCACGCCUCAGUUUCAGCAGAAGCUGAAGUCUCCUCACACUCCAGUGAACUGGACGAGGAAGCGGAAUAAGGUCCUGGGGAACCUGUCCACCUUCCGGUCCCUGCUCGUGCAGUGCCUGGAGGUCUACCUGGGGGGCCCCGGGGCGUCCUGCGAGGCCACGGGCCUGGCCCUGGUCUCCAUCGUGUCGGCCCUCUUCACCAACCUGGCUCUCGCCAACACCGUGAGGGAGGCGCUCGCCUCGCUCGUCCCGCCGCUCGCCGCCUUCUACCAGCAAGCCGCCGGCGAGCCGCCCAAGUUCUCCUCGCAGCUCCUGGGAAAGCUGGAGAAGCUUCUCUGCGACGUCCUCGGCUGCCUGCAGAGCCGCUCGGCCGUGGCGUACGACGACGAGCUGCUGGCGCUGCUCUCUCCGCUGCUCGGCGCGGCGUUCGCUCACAGGAACAAGGCGCUGCGCUGCUCGGCCGCGCACUUCUGGAACGCCACCUUCGCCAACGCCGUCUGCCUCGCUUACCCCGAGGAGCUCAGGCCCGUGUUGAGCCACGUGAGGCAGAAGACGCCGAUCAUCCUUCCCGGCUUCGAGGCGGUCGGCGUUCCCGACGACCUCAGCGGACCGUACUCGAGCGAGAGCUCCCAGCUGGAGACGAACCUCAGCGGCAUGCCGGUGUCGUCCGCGGCGGCGAGGGACUCGCUGCUGAAACGGGCCGAGCCGAAGGCCCGCGGCGCCGCGCCGGCCUCCAAGUCAGUUUCUACCAAGCUGGACUUUGGCUCCCCGAGGCCUCCUGCCAGAGGAGCUCUGGAGGAGGAGGCCUCCGUUGACUUUGUGUUCAUUCCUCCCGAGACGAAGGAGCGAGUUCUCACGGAGCACCAGAAGGAGGUGAAAAGGACUAAAAGGGUGGACAUCCCCGUCAUGUACAACAACCUGGACGCCUCUCUGGACACAACGGUUUUCACCCAGUUCACCCAGAGUCAGGAAGCGUCCCUAGACAAACUGGCAACUGAAGACGCCGACGAGGAAACCAAAGAGGCUCCUGGCGAGGUUCCUCAGGAGGACUCAAAGGAGACUCCAGAUUCCGCCGAUCCAGCGGCAGUAGAGAAGAUGCCAGCAGACCAGGAGCCGGUUAUCCCGGGGUCAGCGGAUGUUUUUGUGGAGGAGGACGCCAAGGGUGGCGAUGGCGCAGACCCGGACCUCCGGUCUCCAGGCGGCGCGAGUCCUAACAACCUCUCCGGUUCCUCCGAUUUGGUCUCGGGGACGCCCCAGAAACCCAACAGCCGCCGUCAGUCCUUCAUCACUCUGGAGAAGUAUGCGGAGGGGAAACCCGCCAGCCCCAGCAGCGCAUCCACCUUCACCGGCACCCUCGGAAAGACCCCCAACAGCCGAGAGCGCUCCAGAACCAGCAGGAGCUCGUCCUCGCGGGCUUCCCAGGCGUCCGCCGGUCCCAGCUCUCAGGGUUCCUCGUCUUCCCAGGCAGACGACACGACCCCUCGGUGUCCCGUGAGCAGUGGCCUCGAUUCCCCCGUGAGGCCCAAAGCCUCCAGGACCAAAGCGGAGCCGGUGAGGCUGACCGAGCGGCUGCCCAGUGACCCGACCGACGACGAGAACGUCAUCCCGGACACGCAGGCUCGAACGGAGGCUUCCUCAGAGGAGAUGAAGCCCUCAAGCCAGGAGGAGGAGGAAUCUGACGCCACCCUGGACGACUCGCUGUCCUCUCAAGGGGAGCCGAGGCGGUCGGGACGCUGCCGAGUGCGACCGCAGCUGCCAGGAGAGGACGCCGGCGACCGCGCAGAGAAACGCCAGCCUCUGAAGAGGAGACGCUCUGGAGAGGAACCUAAGGGUGAUCCCGCGGCGUCGAGCAGACGGAGCACGCGCAGCACGCAGGGCGCCGAGGAGGGCCGAGGCCGACGGAGAACAAGGUCUCAGACGGACAAGAGCGAGUCGUCCCAGACCAGCUCGCGGGGCAGAUCCUCCAAGAAGAUCAAGCUGUACAGCGUUUCCCAGGACCUUCUUCAUGGGCCGGACCCCAAAGAGAGGAGCUCCAGGGGGCUCCAGCCCAGCGCAGCCGACAGCCAGUCACAGCGGAGCAAAGCCACGAGGGAGGCCGCGCAAGACGGGGAAGCGAAGCAAAAGGGUUCGCCUGGCGAGGAAGAGUCCAGUCAGGCCGCCCAACGUCCGCCGGUGGAAGAGGACAAGCUAGAAGACCCUCAAACGAGUGACAAAUGCCAAGAGUCAGAGAUGGUGCAACACACUGAAAAAGACGGCGAUGAGGUGAAACGUUCUCAAACCGCCAUUUCCCUCGAGUCCCUGGACGUCCAGAUGGAGGAGCGGACGGACCCCGAGCAGACUCAGUGUGAGCUUUUAGAAAAGACCAGCCGGGAUGAGCGAAGUUCUCCAGCUGACGAGGAGCCCGGCGGUGGAGCAAACAAAGGCGAGCCGAAAGCGAGCGACGGCACGGACGCCGCCGAAGUGAUCACACCCUCGUCCGGCGGACCGGCCGUGCGUCGAUCCAGAAGAAGCAAGGUCUCCUCCGAGGAAGCGGGCUCUGGAGACGGAGGGGACAACGGGGGCUCGGGUCCGCCGGAGGCCGGCGUGGCGGGUCGCACGAGGAGGAGCAGAGUACAGGAGGAGCCCUCGAGGCCGCGGCGCAGCUCGACUCCGCGCGGCGCUCCGUCAUCGGCGGGUCCGGGCAGGUACCUGCGGACGUCCUCCCCAGCGUCCCCGGUCAGCAGUAAAGACUCCUCCGGGUCCGAAUCCUCGGAGGUCAAAGAAAAUCCCCCCGUGGCCAAAAAGAAGGGAAGGAAACCCCGAGCGUCUCUGCCCAGUCCGCUCGCUAUUGAAGCCAAAGAGGUCGCAGGUUCGGACCCCCGAAGCAAAGGGAGCGCUUCACAGGCGGCUCAAGACUGGCUGGACUCUGAGAGUCUGAGUCAGGCCGAGGAGUGUCAGGCCGAGGAGUGUCAGGCCGAGGAGUCGCAGGCCGAGGAGUGUCAGGCCGAGGAGAAAGGGAAGGAGGAGUCUCAGGCCGAGGAGAAAGGGAAGGAGGAGUCUCAGGCCGAGGAGAAAGGCGCCGAGGAGUCUCAGGCCGAGGAGAAAGGCGCCGAGGAGUCUCAGGCCGAGGAGAAAGGCGCCGAGGAGUCUCAGGCCGAGGAGAAAGGCGCCGAGGAGUCUCAGGCCGAGGAGAAAGGCUCCGAGGAGUCGCCCCAGACGGAGGACGAGGUUGAUGACACGAAGCGGAGCGAUUCGCCCGCCGUGUCGUCUCCCUCGGAGCAAAAGGUCUCCGUCGCCUCUCAACAGGACGGAGACGCGAGCAGCUCCCCGUCCGCUGGGGGGCUCGAGCCGGCCGGGAUGUCUUCUGAAGCGACCCGGGACCCCUCCCCUCCCAAGGGGACGAUGGAGGCGCUGCGGGUCUCCGAGGAGAAAGGUGAAGGAGCGUCGGCGUCUGGGGACGGCGUAACCGAAACGGGGACGACGACGACGACCUCUGAGCCGCUGGAGGAGACCUCGGGGGAGACGCUGGCCACGGCGCUGCUGGAGGGACGGCUCCCUGCGGACGAGGGGGACGGCUCCGGGAACCAGACGCCCGACGCGGCGGCCGGAGAACGCGACCCUGGGGGCUGGCUGGCGUCCACCAUGGAGGCGCUGGCGGUGGCGCCCCUGGAGCUCGCUCCCUGCUCCCCGCAGCGGCUCUUUCAGCUCCACGCCAGCGUUGCGGAAACCCGACCGGGCGGUUCGGGUUGGACACGCCGCGAGGCCCCCGUGGUCCCGCUGGAGGACGCGGCCGAGGACCGUCCCGUUGAGUUCUCGGAGGCCAUCCAGGAGAAGCGGUCCAGCGGCGAGGGGACGAGCUCGGGCUCCCCGGCGAAGCAGAAGGACCUGGAGGCUCUGAUGGCGGCAGACGUUGCAGGAAGCCCCAGCAGCGGCAGGACCCGAGGGACGUGGUCUCCUUCAGCCUCCCCAUCAACCAGUAUUCUUAAGAAGGCCCCAAAGAGACUGCAGGAGGAGGAGGAAGAGGAGGAGGAGGAGACUCCCUCCCCCCUCGUCAAAUCCAGACGCGUGUCCUUUGCUCAUCCAAUCCAACACCAGGAAUUGGCGGACGACAUCGACCGUCGCAGCCCGGCCUUCAGGACCAGCUCCCCCCGGGCGUCCCGGGGCAACGGCGUCCCGCAGCCGAAGUACGUGACCACGCCCACCAAAGGCCCGCUCGGCCCGAGUCCCAGAACGCUGCACAGCCCGGGACACAAGAGCUCCAAGAAGUGCCUGAUUUCCAAAAUGAUCCAAGAGCCGCGGCCCGUCUCCAGAGACAGCGUCUAUCCGUCGCUGGCCGGCUGCUCUGCGCCCGUGGAGGCCGUGCUGCCUCAGAUCUCCUCCAACAUGUGGUCCCGAGGCUUCGGGCAGCUCGUUCGAGCCCGAAACAUCAAAACGGUCGGCGACCUCAGCGCUCUGACUCCCAGCGAGAUCAAGACGCUGCCCAUCCGCUCCCCGAAGAUCUCCAACGUCAAGAAGGCUCUCAGAAGUUACGAGCAGCAGCGUAAAGGACGAGGUGCUGAGGAGUUGAAGAGCUUCGAUGAAAGGGAGACGACCUCGGAGCUGGUGGACACGACCUCUGACCUGGUGGAGCCCGGCGCUCCUCAAAACCAGGAUGCGACCUCCGAGGCGCUGGCAGAGGAGCUGCUGGAAGAACGGCUCCCUGCGGACGAGGGGCGGCGGGGCUCCGGGGAUCGGACGCCCGGCGCGGCGGCCGGAGACCGCGGCCCUGCGGGGUGGCUGGCGUCGACGAUGGGGGCCCUGGGGGCCCUGGAGCUCGCUCACUGCUCCCCUCAGCAGCUGGUUGAGCUCCACGGUCGGCUGGGCGGCGCCAUGGGGCAGGUGGCCGUGGAGCUGCAGAGGCGCCUCAGCCAGAAGGAGGCGGGACCACAGACCGGCUCCGCCUCCGAAGCAUCAGACACUCCAGUGUUAAAAGACCCAUAAGAAGACGAGGCGCCUGCACAGCCCGUCUGCGUUUUACUCAUUUGUGUUUUUAAAUUUUUCAAUAAAAGACUGCUUAAAUUUUU